UCUCGUUCUCAUCCACUGAUGAAAAAAUCUACGAACAAGUGAAAUGAAAACCUGUCGAAAGGUUUAUUCGCGAUGUACAAAACCUCUUUAAAUAAAGUCGAUUUUUUAUCUGAAUAAAAAUAAUUCAAGCGUGCAUUCGAUUUCAGAACAAUAACAUUUCGAUGUCCGUUUUUUUAUUCGGAGAGAUAAGCUUUUGAAGAUAUCUGAAAUCCAAAACGUAUAUAGAUGUUCGCUUGCAACGACUUUUAAUUUAAUUGUUUCCUAAGUCAUCCAAAGUCCAGUACGUGAGUAUACUGAGUUUAGUUUGAACUAUCCCACUCACAGGCUUUAUCACGAUUCCGUUAGAUCAGCAGUGCAUAUAUCCAUUCGAAUGUUUGUCUCGAUCGGUCUGAAACAAGUUUUAUCCUUGACGUGAUGUCUUCAGGAUAUGUCUGUCAACUGCCGGAGGAAGUGCAACGUUACGCUAGAGAAGUUUUGGGAGAAACGGAUACGACCAGAACACGAUGUCUGGACGAGCUGAAGAGAUGGGCCGAGGAAAAUCCUCACCUACAUGUACGGACAGAAGAAAAAUACCUACUACCAUUCCUCAGAGGGACAAAGUUUGACGUCGAAAAGGCAAAGAUUAAACUGUUCAACUUUUACGUCAUGCGUCGUGAUAGAACUGAAUGGUUCGAGAACAGAGAUCCCAGGCUGAAGGAGAUCCAAGAGAUGUUAAAGAUGGGCAGUUUCGUGACUUUGAAGAAGACCUUCGAGAACCAACUCGUAGUGGUGAUCAGACCAACUUUUCACAACCCCAGCAUCCAUCACAUGGACGACGUCAUCAAAACCGGCUUGAUGGUUAUAGACGUGGCCGUCAUGGAAGAAGAACUGGCUCAGAUCUAUGGCGUUAUAGGGAUCAUAGAUAUGACCAAUCUGUGUUUCGGUCACGCGAAACAGAUGACACCUACUAGGAUAAAAAACAUAGUCAAUUCAUGGCAGAAUUUCCACUGUAGGCCUCAGAGGAUACAAUUCGUGAAUGCUCCGUCGUACAUGAACGUGGUCUUGGACAUCUUCAAGAGUUUCAUGACACCGAAAUUGAAGAGCAGGACUUUCGUUUGCCACAAUGGAUAUUCGGCAGUUACGGAACUUAUGAACAAGGAGAUCUUACCAAGGGAUUAUGAUGGUGAUGGAGAGUCUUUGGAGGAGUUAGGAGAGUAUUGGAGCGAAAAGUUGAUCUCCUAUUCAGACUGGUUCGUCCAGGAUGCCAAGUACAAGGCAGGAAUUGAGAUUAAGAAGAAAACCAAGAGUUGGUUUUCAAAUUGUUUAGUUAUGCCUACGACACAAAUGUUCAGUUCGGCCUCGGGAAUUCAAAGAACAACCAGCAGCGAACCUGAAGAGGAUGCAGAAUUUAUACGGGAAUCCCUGGAUAACCUGAAGAAAUGGACAGAAGAAAACCCGAACCUACAUAUCCGAAACGAGGAUAAGUAUCUCCUAAUCUUCCUCAGGUGUUGUAAAUACGAUUUGAAGAAAACCAAGGAAAGGAUUAAAAAUUUUUAUUUGAUGAAGAGGGACAGGAAGCUACUAUUCAGGAAUCGUGAUCCUCUUUCCAGGGAAGUUCAAGGACUCAUCAAGAUGGGAACCUUCUUCGUAUUGAAGAACAACCAUGAAAAUCGGCCUGUAGUUAUCAUCAGACCUACCAUUCGUGAUCCUUCGGUCUACACCUUGGACGACGUAGUGAAAAGUGGAUCUAUGGUGCUAGAUAUUCUCGCAUUGGAAGAAGAGUAUGCUCAAAUCUAUGGAAUCAUCACCAUCGUGGAUUUGACGAAUGUGAGCUUCAUGACUGUUACUGAAUUGUCUAUACCUCGAUUGAAGUACAUGGUUUCUGUAUGGCAGAAUUAUUACUGUAGGCCUCAACAGAUAGUCUUCAUUAACGUUCCUGCUUACAUCAAUGUGUUCUUGAAAAUUGUUAAAAGUUUUAUGACGGCUAAGAUGAGAGAUCGGAUUCAAGUGCACCAUGACAGUAAUUUUUCUCUUACCAAUGUAGUGGAUAAAAAGUUGUUACCUCCUGAAUAUGGAGGGGAAGGCGAAACCAUAGAGGAACUUGCUAAUUAUUGGAGCGAUAAGAUGAUUUCCUACUCCCAAUGGUUCAAGGAAGAUGAAAAAUUUAGAGCGGAAUGAAGAUGUUUUACAAUAAAAUAAGAAAACCUGUUUUUAUACAUUUAUGAAGAUAAUAUUUUUAUAUAUUUGCUUUUUUAAGUUCAACUGGUGCUGUGUAUUUACCUAAUAGAAUUAAAUGAAUUCGGUUUGAUCAAUAAAACUUAUAUUUUAUAGAAAUUAUAUUAUCAA
Harmonia axyridis is the source of this 2325-nucleotide messenger RNA. RefSeq lists its product as uncharacterized. The transcript is spliced from 3 exons. Gene Ontology annotation, cellular component: membrane. Lineage: Eukaryota; Metazoa; Arthropoda; Insecta; Coleoptera; Coccinellidae. Gene Ontology annotation, molecular function: phosphatidylinositol bisphosphate binding. The record is from RefSeq and is a predicted model, not a curated record. The coding region runs from base 415 to 2157 and encodes 580 amino acids.